UCUCAUUAUAACAUCCAAUUCAAGCCAUUGUUUUAGCCAUCCUCCAGAAAUUUUAUCAAAAAUACAUUAUUAUGGCUGAUGAAGAACAGAGGAAGCCAACGACUCGAAGAACACCUCUUAGCCAAAUAGAUGAGGAUAGGGUUUGUAUUAUGUUGUCGAUGAUUGAAAGUGAAAGUGAAGAUGAAGAAAUAACUGCCUCUGAUGAAGAAUUUCUAGGAAGUGAGGUUCAAGAUUUUGAAUUAGAGUUCUACGACGAUGGUUACGACGAGGACAACGAGGAUAUGGAGGAAGAUGAUGUUGAUCCAGAUGAAUUAUCUUACGAGGAAUUAAUUGCUUUAGGAGAAUUUGUUGGAGUAGAGAACAGAGGAUUAUCUGAAGCAGAAAUAAGCAAAUCCUUGCAUUCUUCUACAUUUCAAUCCAAUAAUUCCAAGACACUUGUUGACAAGUGUGUGGUGUGUCAAUUGGAAUAUGAAGAAGGAGAGAAGCUAGUAGCACUUCCAUGUGAUCAUCACUACCAUUCAGAUUGUAUAAAAACAUGGCUUCAGAUAAAGAAGAUUUGUCCCAUAUGUAAUGAUGAGGUCUCAUCCGCUAAUGUGACCAAGGAUCUAUAGAUCUAUGUCACUCGUAUUAAACCAAGUUCUUGUAUUGAAAUCAGUCAAGAUUUAUUGAAUAUGACAAUGGAAAUUUGGAACUGGAUUAA
Molecule: messenger RNA, 700 nt
Organism: Lycium barbarum (goji berry)
Lineage: Eukaryota; Viridiplantae; Streptophyta; Magnoliopsida; Solanales; Solanaceae
Product: E3 ubiquitin ligase BIG BROTHER-related-like
Exons: 7
Coding region: 72-611 (179 amino acids)
Biological process (GO): negative regulation of organ growth; protein ubiquitination
Molecular function (GO): ubiquitin-protein transferase activity; ubiquitin conjugating enzyme binding
Source: RefSeq, a predicted model, not a curated record